Aspergillus alliaceus is the source of this 1728-nucleotide messenger RNA. RefSeq names its product putative C6 transcription factor RosA-like. Gene Ontology annotation, molecular function: DNA-binding transcription factor activity, RNA polymerase II-specific; zinc ion binding. Bases 1 to 1728 code for a protein of 575 amino acids. The transcript is spliced from 4 exons. The record is from RefSeq and is a predicted model, not a curated record. Lineage: Eukaryota; Fungi; Ascomycota; Eurotiomycetes; Eurotiales; Aspergillaceae. Gene Ontology annotation, biological process: regulation of transcription by RNA polymerase II.
AUGGCUGGUCCCGGUGGUGGUCCUCCUCGCAAGAGCCAUACCAAGUCUCGUUUCGGUUGCAAAACAUGCAAGAGACGACAUAUUCGAUGCGAUGAAAGUUUUCCACAAUGCCGGAAUUGUACCAAACAUAACUGCCGGUGCGACUAUAUGGAUGUCGCUACCGUCCACGACGAAUCAUCAACCGCCCGGAAAAUUCCCGAUCUCCUCAUGUCCGCAGAAAUCGAGAUGGAAAUCAAGAACUGGCACAUUACCGGCGUGCCUCCGUUCCCGGAACUGGUACAAUUCCCACGCAAUUGUUGGAGCAAACUCUCGCGGACCGAUCUUCGUUUAAUCCACCAUAUCAUCGGACUAUCCAUCGAUCUACAUCGCCGCGGCUUCAGCAACUGCACGAUCUGGGCACAGAAGAUGCCAACAUUCCUUACCAUCGCACUUACGAAUGAUUUUGUUAUGAGUUCCAUUCUUACCUUAUCCGCGUCACAUUUGGCCUGGAUUACGCGAAAUAAAGAAACCAAGCAACUCGCUUAUCACCACAGAGGGAUUGCGAUCCAGGGCUUGCACAAGGCAAUCGGCUCGUUUUCGAAGGACAAUUGUGACGGCAUUCUCGCGGCCUCCAUCCUCCUUUCAUGGCAGGCUUCAGAAUGGCAUAGUUGGGCGUCCUUGCAACAUGGCCUCACAACGGUGCUACAUACGAUGCAUCCCAUCUGGAAACAAGAAUCGGAAUUAGCCAUGUACCUGGAAAACCAAAGGUACCUGGGAUGUACUAAUGCCCCAGUCAUGACGGGCUACCAGUUCCAGGACGAGGACCUCGUUAGCCUCCAGCAAACGACCCUUGCCCUCGAGAACGUCCAGAAGCGGGUUGCUCACAACCCCGAACAUUACCGCCGGAUCGGAGAACUCCUUGAAUUUGUGCGCCAUUUCCAGCGUGAUCUUCUGACCCUGACCCCAGAGCAGGCCUUCGAGCGGAUGCAGCCGUUGCGAAGGUGGCUAUUUUGGCUCCCCCCAGCCAUGCUCCGAGGCGGAGAUGCAGAUCUCGGAGCCCUUGCCAUCCUGGCUCAAUUUUACGGUAUUGGUGUGGUUUUGGAUAGUUUGUUCCCUGAUCUGGGAGGCGCAUAUCUCGGUCCGCUGUCCGUCGGCCCUAUUGAAGACAUCUAUCGGAUUGUUGUUACCAAAAACAUGACGGAGCCGUUUAACCCCGACCUACAAUUAGCUUCGACAAUCAUGGAAUUGCCUCGACAUAUCGUUGCCCAAUAUAAGAGCCGUCUGCAAUGGUCGCCGCGCACCUCACUCGACUACUCCCCACCUCCCGCCAGUCCCUAUCAUCCUCAUAUGCACGAUUACACCUUGGCGUCAUCAUCCUCUCCUUCCUCUACUGCAACAUGUGCACCUUACACCCCGCCACUCCAGUCCCCGCCCGCGGUGACGAUCGCUAGUUCCUCAUUCGACGUGAAUGGAACCUACGUCACGGCUCCCGGCGUCCAGAGCCUCUACCCUCCAUCUCCAAGUCUACUGUCGGACCCGCGAGAAGAGCUGUGUGACUAUGGCCAUCCCAGUACGCUCCAUCAGUCGCCUACAUACCCGUCGCCAUUUGUCGACGAUAUGGUGUGCGGAGAGUUAUCGCGGGUGGACGGAACCGCUGGACUGAAUGUGGACCUCUAUGGAGAGCCACAACAGAUCGUUGGAGGAUAUAGCAAUGCGGAGCCGUGCUGGACGGGAAGUAUUUGCACUUGA